GUAAUAUAUAUCUUUGAACUUGUGACCACUUGUAACCGGGUUGCUGACUGGAAGACACUUGCUGUACUUUCGCAGUUCCACGAAGUCGAAGUACCAACGGAACACAUAUCUUUUAUUAGGUUAAUGUUUCCAUUAACAUGAGUUUUGACUGGAAAACUAUUGGUGAACAAGUGUCAUCGCUUCACCUGGAAAUGAAUUGUCCCUCUGAAGAAUACACCAUUCAACAGUUGAAAACUGACCUUGAAAUUGUAAGUGAAUUAGACCCUGAGAAAAAGAAGUAUUUGGCUAAUGAUGUAAAUUGUGACUACGGUGGUUACAAAUGUGACUUUGUCUUUCUUAUCAGGAUCGCACGCUUCAAGAAGUCACUAGAAGAUCAUCGAGGCUUUUUGACCAAGCUGUUUACGCUUGCAAAUAAUUCGAAUGGCGUCGAUACGCUUAUCGUAUAUUGCGAUUAUUAUAAAAAUGAAGUUCAGCCUGAAGACGCUUUUAUUAAGAAAGAAAUCAACAUUCCAUAUAUACUUGGUUUGGUAUUCAAGAUGUUGGGUUACAAUGACAAAAUUACUGUAGAAAUACUUAACGACGUUUGGGGAAUACUCAGUAGCUAUGUCAGUUCUCUUGAUGUUUACUCCUAUGGAAAGUACAAUCUUUUCCCUCUUAGCGUUUCAGUUGCCAAUAUGGUCAUUAUGGCUGAUGCCGAUUUGAGUGCUGCAGUUCUUGCCUUCAUUAGAUCACGUAAUUCUUACUUUGGAAUAUCCAGAGUUCUUGUUCAAGAGCCAGUUAUGGAAAAACUAGUGGACACAGCUCGGAUUUAUGGAUGUAAAAUAGAAGUUCUGUCUGAUUUAUACGUGUUUCGCAAUUCUGUGGAAGCUUUGGGAAAUUUGCACGGCUCAAAACGAGCUGGAGCAAUCUCUGUAUGGUCUGAGAAUAUCAUCGCUGCUAAAAAAUUUGCUGCAGAGGCAGAGAUUUGCACGAUUUGGAUAAACGCACAUGGAGAACUUCAUCCCGGUCUUGAAUCCCUCACAUAUUCCAUACCACCCUUCUUCGAUUACUUUGUACAUCCUGACUUCAAGACUAGAAAUGAUUGCCUUGAUGAUGAUUGUAAAACUGCGAAGACUUUUGACCUCUUUUAUGGUGGACAAUGGCAAACUCCUGCUGAAGGAAAAUAUUGGACCAACCCUGCCAACACCGCUUAUGCUCAAGCCACAGGAGAAGAUCUCAAGAAAUGUACAAAAGUCGCACGUUCAGCAUUUAAAAUCUGGCGUUCUACCGAAAUGCGGAAGAGAGCACAAACUAUCAAAUGUUUUGCAAAGAGACUUCAAGCAAAUGGGGAAUCGGAAUAUGCUGAUCUGAUUAUAAGAUUAGUUGACCUACCAUUGGUACAUGGAACUUCAGCAUCGAUAGUAAAAGAUGGUUGGGCUGAGAUAUUAACCACACGAGAACCAGUCGGAGUUGUUGUCAUUGCCUCAAACGAUCAGAAUGAGCUGUUUGAAAGACUGGUAGUAGCAUCUGUGACUGGCAAUGCUGUUAUAGUUCUGUUUAAUAGUAAGAGCUGUGUUUCUUUCGCACCGUAUUGCGAUAUGCUAGCAACUUGCGGCUUUCCAGCUGGUGUAAUUAACUGUUUGUUCACCAAUGGUACGUCAAUUCUAAAUCUGAAUACCGAAUCCAUUAACAAAGUACUUGGAAACCUUAAUGACGAUUUGAAACUAUCGAGUUUUGACUCAUGCAAAGUUAACGACAUAUUUCGUACGCGAUAUUACAUGAACAUAUACAAAAAGAUGUUCAACUUUGUAACAAAGCCUAAGUCUGUGUGGCUGCAACGUGGGUAA
Diprion similis is the source of this 1826-nucleotide messenger RNA. RefSeq lists its product as uncharacterized. Lineage: Eukaryota; Metazoa; Arthropoda; Insecta; Hymenoptera; Diprionidae. Gene Ontology annotation, molecular function: oxidoreductase activity. The transcript has 9 exons. The coding region runs from base 138 to 1826 and encodes 562 amino acids. The record is from RefSeq and is a predicted model, not a curated record.